AUAUAAUAUAAUUGGAUCCUCAUUUUCUCCCGCCAGUGUCCAGCAUCCAUUGGAGAUUUUACUUCACUUCUUAAAUGUUGCGCCAGGUGGCGAUAUAUCGCCCAUGUGAUGCUCACAUUCCUAAAUAUCUUUUGAGGGGAGAAAAAUGGGAUGUAUCAAGGCACGGAGUCAUGCAGGCUGGAUAAGGAAUCAGAUGACCUAAAACUUUCCUCGUGAAGGAAAGAUGAAAAAUGGGCAAUGUGAAAGUGUAUUGAAGAUUUAUGUCUUUAUUUUGAAAAGUCAUCGUCUGUGUCUAAUAGGCCUAGUGUUUGAAGAUUUCAAACGCGACCACUGACUUAAACGCUUCAGUGUAGGCUACGUGUACAACACUGUUAUCGUUAUAUCCUACAGAGCAACCUUUUUCAUCAUGGGCGACUGGAGUGCUUUAGGGAAACUUCUUGACAAGGUCCAGGCGUACUCCACAGCGGGAGGCAAGGUCUGGCUCUCUGUCCUCUUCAUCUUCCGGAUACUGGUGCUGGGAACGGCGGUGGAAUCCGCGUGGGGUGACGAACAGUCGGCCUUCAAGUGCAACACGCAGCAGCCCGGCUGUGAGAACGUCUGUUACGACAAGUCGUUCCCCAUCUCUCACGUGCGCUUCUGGGUGCUACAGAUCAUUUUCGUUUCCAUACCAACUCUCCUUUACCUCAGUCACGUCCUCUACCUCAUACACAAGGAGGAUAAACUCCUCAAGAAAGAGGAGAACCUGAGAGCGAUUCAGAGUCAAGGUGGAGAUGUGGACGUGCUACUUCAGAAAAUUCAGCAGAGGAAGUUCAAGUAUGGGCUGGAGCAGCAUGGGAAGAUUAAAAUGAGAGGGGGCCUUCUAUACACUUACAUUUUGAGCAUUAUUCUCAAGUCUGUUUUUGAGGUGGCCUUCUUGCUGAUGCAGUGGUAUAUUUACGGAUUCCACCUCUCUGCCAUCUACACUUGUGAAAGGGUUCCCUGUCCUCACCAGGUUGACUGUUUCCUCUCCCGCCCGACUGAGAAGACCAUCUUCAUAAUCUUCAUGUUGGUAGUUUCGCUAGUCUCUCUAGGUCUUAAUGUCAUUGAGUUCUUUUAUGUAAUAUAUAAGAGAAUGAAAGAUAAGGUAAAGGAGAAGGCCGCAAAUCAACUGCACCAUAACGUUCACCUGAAGCCUUGCAUGGGAGAGAUGCCGCCCUCUAGUUAUGUCUACUACAACGACUGCUCGGCCCCCAUGUCUAACCUAGAGUACAACCUAAACACGGCAGACAGGAACAACUCUUGCGAGAGCUACAGCAAGCAGGCCAAGGCUCAGAACUGGACCAAUUACAGUACGGAGCAGAACCAGCUGGGCCGGAAAGUGCCCACGUACCCCUGCUGCCACACCCAGGAUUUUCACUACCCAGAAAAAGUGACACCGGGUACGGACAUUGCUCUCCUCAAGCAGCUUGACCCUCGACCCAGUAGCCGGGCGAGCAGUCGAGCGAGGCCAGAUGAUCUUGACAUCUAGCCAGAGAUCAGAGGAACACCAUGUGAAAGGCUUCUCCCAACGGGAGCCCCUGCCUAGGCACUAGGCAAUGCCGUUCUACACUUUGAUGUGCCAAAAAUCCUUCAGCUACAUUCCAGCCUAAUUGACAGAGGGAUUCAAUUGAGUUAUUCAGACUCUAUGCUAGAAGAGACCAGUGGUACUCUGUAUUCAGACUCCAGUCAGAAUUGCCAUCACUAAUGUUAAUAGCUUUACAUCUACAUGGUUUACAUUAUGUAUGGAGCCAUUGUUGUUUUUCCUUUUUUUUUCAGAGAGACAAUUCUUCAGGCAGUGUUCUAUGGUACUAAUUUAUUGAGUGUUGCAGUUUCAGAGGGUGAAUGAUGCAUGGAUGUCACAAACAGAAAUGAUUUAUAGCUUGUUUGUUUCUAUGUUGGUUUUGGACCUCAGCUGAGAAUUCUUCUCUGGUAUUUAGAGCUGUAAUAUAUUGUCGGGAUGAACAGUUCCUCAGAAAACAUUUGCUGUUUAGUAAGAAGAGUACCAGUACUGCAAUGAUGAUUGAUAUUGGUAUCAGUCAGCAGUACUGACCUUAGUGCGAACCAAAAAGUUCUCAAGUUCAGCUUUAUCACAUUUAGACAUACUUUGUUUUUGUUAAGAGCAAUGUUUGCACUGGUUUUGAUGUUUUUCUUAUGUUUUAUAUAAAACGUUUACAUGAACAUGAAAUUUGAAUGAGGUUUUUGUCGGAACCUGAAUACUGAAAGCUGUUUGUAGACAAGUUGAUAUCUAUAAAUACCAACCUACAUGCUGUUCAUCGCUUUUUGCAGCACCAAGCUGGUCAGAGGAUCAAAGGGAUUAACAGUUUUUGAAGUAGUAUUUACUUAAAUUAAAGUCAGUCAAACAUG
Molecule: messenger RNA, 2382 nt
Organism: Clupea harengus (Atlantic herring)
Lineage: Eukaryota; Metazoa; Chordata; Actinopteri; Clupeiformes; Clupeidae
Gene: gja1a
Product: gap junction protein alpha 1a
Biological process (GO): heart development; cell-cell signaling; cell communication by electrical coupling
Cellular component (GO): connexin complex
Molecular function (GO): gap junction channel activity
Source: RefSeq, a predicted model, not a curated record